This is a messenger RNA of Pomacea canaliculata, 4514 nucleotides long. RefSeq names its product glutaredoxin domain-containing cysteine-rich protein CG31559-like. Bases 1740 to 2510 code for a protein of 256 amino acids. The transcript is spliced from 5 exons. Lineage: Eukaryota; Metazoa; Mollusca; Gastropoda; Architaenioglossa; Ampullariidae. The record is from RefSeq and is a predicted model, not a curated record. Gene Ontology annotation, biological process: sensory perception of sound.
GACAGGGACGGGAAGAGAUCUUGAACUCUUGUAAAGUGCAACAGAUAUGUCUAACUCCGACAGUUACCUUAAACAACACAGCCACACAUAAUCAUAAAUCAGUUUAACGGGUGCUGUCUCUGUGCAAAAUACACCUUUAUGGAGGCAGUAAAACCCUGGGUGUUACCUGUGUGUCAUUUUAUUCACCCCACAGAGAGAUAAUGGGGUCAGACACUACACGACAUUGAGUGAGUGCUCAGUGCAGCAGGGGGUGUGCUGUGCCACGGCCCGACAUCCGUCUGCGGUGAUACUCGGGCGCGCCUGAGCAGACGAGGACUGGGCGCUGGAAGCCACACCCGACGAGAAACUGCUUGUGUCAAUCUGCUCGUGUCGCUUAUCUGCCGCCGCAGGUAAACUGUGCAAGAUUUUUGUAUCCCUAGUGUCACCGUGUGGUUCACACCGUCCCAGCUUCAUACCUGUAGAGCUGUGGGGAGGUCUGCUACUUCAAUGGCACCUGCGGCUGUUGCAGACGACAUUUUGUCAGCGCCGUCACGUUGUGGGCGGGGAUAACAGGAAUACUGAGAGUAAACAGGAACGAGGACCUAGGUGUGGACUGCACUUGUAACCUUGUAUCCAGUCAUCGAUAUUUCUUCUAGCGAUCCCCUGGUGAGACCUGACCAUCUGCAAAUGUGACGAAUGAUUGUAUCGAUCACCUGUACGAUCGACUUGCCAGUCCAUAGUUUCUACAAAGCGAAGCCUGUGAAUGGUAUCGUUGGCGAAGUAAUCAUUAUUACACACUGUACUUCAGUAAUUCAAACUAUUUUUGUAUCUGAGGUUUACAUACUUGUGAAUCGCCAGCCUUACUGUAUAUGUUAUUGAACUGGAUAAAUCCUACCCAAUGAUACAGCUUAAGUGAAGGCAAAACUCAUUAUAGCUGUAUUUCCCCGUGAUUUGCUGAAGUUGAUUGUUUUGAUUCAGCCGAAGCUGUCGUCUGCUCCUGUUUGCCUCCUGUCGGCUGUCGGAAACCGCUCCGCCAAGCGUGAGUGGUGUCACCAAGCUCUGGACCUGUCCUUAAAGCUCAAGCAAACACCACUUCGAGUCUGACAUGAAGCCCACAGCCACGCAAAGAAUACCCGACAAAGGGGUUAAAAUAAAAACCAACACUUCAGCAUCUUCUUCAUCGCCUGGCUAUUCCACAACUAUAACCAUUGUCUCUGACAGAUUAAAAUCAUUGUCGGUGACCUCUCCAUCCGAAUUUUCGACUGUCACUGACCACUCCAACAUGCAGCGUAAGUCUUACAAUGCGGACACUGGAGUGUCUUUGAUGUCCUCGCCAUCUCCGAAUGCAGCGAGCUAUUAUGGCACCAAUCAAGAAAUUGCUGCGGGUCUCAACGGACAUGGAAAACUAGGCAUAAAAGACAACAGCCUGGAGGAAUUUAUUGCCUCUCUACCAACGCUCCCACCUGAAGAUUAUUCUGGUUCAAAUAACAGAGUUCCGUUGCCUCGCAGCAGCAUUUCGUUGCUCGAUUCCCAUGAUUCCGAGCCGUACCCGAUGCUUUGUGAUUCAUCAGUUAGAUACAGCUCGCCACCCUCAGCGCAGACCUCGCAGACAGGGUCAUGAAGCAAAGUACAGUUCGCGCACCUUCUGCAGUGCCAGUGACAACAGAAGCGUGUCGAGGGGAGCAGGCCUGGACUCAAGUACCUGGAACUCACAGUCUUACCUGUACACGUGACGACAUCGCAGACGACAGGCCGUCCUCAUGCAGGAAAACGCUCGUCGCACCAUCUCUAUGGCCAGCAUCUCGGAAGACGAAUCGCUUCUGGCGAUGACGGCUUCAAACAACAUGCCGGAGAUGUUCCACAUCCACAUUAAAGACACAUGCAAUGUCGGCAGUGGGGACAGUACAUUCGUGGGGCUGCGGGACAUUCGUGACACGAGGAAUCUGGAGGAGCAGCAGAUCGUCAGCGCCAAGGGCACAGUUCGAGGCUUUCGGAACAGAGUACGAGCCGGCAUCACAACAUACGUCGCUUCCGGAACAUUCAAGAAUCACCAUUUGUCGGAGAAGGGAAGCAUCAUCGUCUACACAACCAGUAUGACAGUCGUGCGGGAGACGCACGAUCGCUGUCGGACGGCCCGCAACAUUCUUCUGACCCACAUGGUGAGAUUUGAAGAGAGAGACCUGUACAUGAGUCGCCAGCAUCAACGAGAAGUCAGACAGCGGCUGGACACAGACACAGUAGAACUACCACAGAUCUUUGUUGAUGGUUUUCACAUCGGGGGAGCUCAGGAGCUGGAGAGGUUGAACGAGAGCGAGGAACUGAGAAAGAUUUUUCACAGCUUUCCGAAGAUCCAAGCGUGCACAAACUGUGACAGUUGUGGCGGCUACCGCUUUGUGCCCUGCGGCGUCUGUCACGGCAGCAAGAAGUCCGUCCACCGCAACCACUUCACCGAGGAGUUCUGUGCACUUCGCUGCAUGCACUGCAAUGAGAGCGGCCUGCAACGAUGUGACCGAUGUCACGAACAACGGUGAAUGAUGUCACAAGAAGCGGAGAAUGUCCAACAAAGUCGUGUGACAUGAACCGCCACCAGUGACCCAUCAGGACUGGGAUGUGGUGUUACACAUGAUCAAAACCUGAUUCCAAUGUCUAUAAGUGAUAGUCCUGUAUAUUUAUGAAGCAUGUUCACUCAGCAUGAUAUAAGCAAAUCGUUUUACCAACCUCUAAUAUUUUAUCGGAGAUGUCUCCUUCCGAUACCUUUUUCUUACCUUUGCUAAGUAUGGCAGUGAUCGGGUUAACGCAAUAAAAGCUAGCACUGAUUAUUUUCUACACGUAACAAAUAAACUACAGAAUGUUCAUUAUAUACCAUUUUCAUUGCAUUCAUAAUCUGAUAAUAGCAGAAACCAUAAGAAAAAACCAAAACUGAACUUUGUACUUGACAUCAUGUAUCCUUCGACUUCUCUCCGCUGGUCAUUUGUCUCCGAAUCAAAAUAUUUUUGUCAAACAAUGCGGUGUAUACUUGCUUGGGUAACAUCUUUUGGUCGGAAUAAAUAAAUUCUACUUUUCCUAGCUUCUUGCUUGCUUUUUUGAUGUUUCUCAUUUUAACUAUUUCCCGCCUCACGUGCUGACCACAAUAGGACAUGCACUAUAGUAUGUACUCCUUUUCGAGAAUUCUCGCUUUCAUUCGGUUGCUAUGAAAUCAGCUCAAAAGUAGGCGAGUUUAAGUUAAGGCUACAUUCAGAGGGGCAAAAUCGUGCUUAGAUGCAACAGUCCGUCUUAUUUUAAGAAGUCAAUUUAGCAAAAAGAAUGUAUAGCUUGAUUUUCGAAGACGUCAACAAUUAUUUAGGAAAAGAUUGUUGACUUUCAUGAAAACUUGCAGGAUCAGUGCUAAAUUAUCUUACAUGGCAACGAGAAAGGAAUAUAAAACCUUUUUUUCAGAAACUACAAAAUAUACUAGCACUUAUGUACUUUGAAAGGCAGUAUGUCUCAUCCAAAAUUAUUUGGGGGGGGGGGCGCAAGUUUAGGUCUCUUCAGAGAAGAACUUGCAACUAACUUUUAUAUUGCAUGAAACCUAACACACCUAUUAAAUAAAACAGAUAUUUAGUUCCUUUACGGUUUCAGUGGAGUCAAGUGUUACACGGAUGAUGGUUCAGAAUUAAUUAGCCUAUUACUGUGGCAAAAGUAAUUCUGAUGGUCCAGUCACUGAAAGCAGAGGGGCCAGACAGGCUGAUUGUGAAACUUUUUAAGCAUUCUUCCACCAUCGUUUCUCCUUUUUUCAAUUAUCUAUUUGAAUAUGGAAAAUAUCCUGCACACAUGGAUUGAAGCCAUUGUUCAUCCCGAGAGUAGUGGUGCAUAUUUCUUUUAAAUAUUUGCAGUAACCUUAGUAUAGUUAUGUUUACCCGUUAUGUCUUUUCCCAUGCUCCAUGCUGUUAAGCUGUUUUGUUUUGUAAAUAUCCUUAGGGUGCUGUGGUCUCUUAAUGGUCACAGCUCACCUUUGUUUUUCCAACUUUUGGAUUUGAAAGUGCAAGCCAUGUUAUCUUAUGGUUCUGACAUUUGAGUGUGGAUAAGAGUAUUCUUGAAAAAGUUCAUUUGUUUGCUAAACAUAAGUCUAAAAAUUUAAUUAAUAAUACUUUGGUCUAUAAUGAAUGAAGCCAUGUCUUGUACAUCUACUUAUACUUAUGUUAUAUCUAUUGGAUACUGGCUCAAGAUGCUACAGAUGUCACAUAAACGCUUACCAAGAAAAACCUAUGAAGCACUACUCUAACUCAACUUACACUGUGAUAACACAUGACUACCUUGUACGAGUAUGGUUACAUUAAAAAAAAAGAAUCAAGAUUUUAUGAUGAUUUUAUUAAUAACAAAAGUUAAUUUAGUACUAUCAAUGUACAUUAUAAUUGCAGUGAAGUUGGGCAUUAGGAUAUCUUUUUACAGUAACCGUGUUUUUAAAACUAAUAAUUGAUUUCCCCUCUCAUCCCUCUUUCCCAGCAUCAGUUAUGGACACAAGCCUACCAAAAUAAAGAAAUUGUCAUUGCCCAGUU